GACUACGAAGCGCGCCGCCGUGCAAAAUAUGGGGGCGCGCUCUUUAUGGCAGGUCUCGAAAGAGGGGGAGCAGCAGCGCACGAGCGCGCCGUCGUUGUCAGGGACGGGGUACAGCUGGGAAAAACACAUACACACGCACGCACACCCCCGUCUCUCUCACACACGCGCAUAAGGCAAACGCGACUUUAACAGAGGCAAGACGUUACUAAUGCUGGCAUCGCGGAGCGAGAGAGCGUGAGCAUGCGGAGCAGGGACUGCAGUAGACCUUUGUUUGUUUCCUGGAAACCCUGGAGCGCGAGGGAAUAAAAUGGAGUGGUAGGGGCUCCGAGGCGCGAGAGGCGCGUCCACCUGCUGCUCGCCCGGGAGAGAGGAAACAUGACGAACCCGCUACAUUGAAGGGAGUUAAAAACAUAUGACAACAUAACACACGCCUGACGAUCAAACGGACUCUUAGAAGCGGGCGGGACGCGCGGCCCUGGUGGAACGGGAGGCUGGUCAGUGGUAAUUAUGUUAUUGAGAGAGAGAUUCAGUUCAGUCUGAUGGAUGUUCUACAGGAGUCCCGAUUCUCAGGGGCAGAUCACAACCCCUGCCCAGGAGAUCCUAGUGAAAAUGAACCACAUGACCCAUUGGUGGAUGUGUCACAUGAUUUAAGGCGCUGUGAUGACAUCGAACCUGCUGUGCUGUCCCUUCCCUCCCUCUGUGCCCAGAGUCAGACAGCUGAUGGGCCACUUAGCCCAGCUGACCUACAUGAUGGGUCUGUCUCCAACACCACCUCUUUGUCCUCUCUCUCUUCAUUUUCCUCUCUUUCCUCCCUGUCAUCUAUCUCUUCUGUGCCAUGUUCCAAACCUGUGACGCCCUGGGCUGUUUCACAGACCUGUGACAGGUCAUCCCUCUCUAACAUGGACUCGAGGGUUGGAGACUGCCUUAGCUGUCUGAUCCCCAAAAACUCUUCAGAACCGGAAUCCUGUGAGUCCGUGCUCAGCUUUGCCAGCAUCAACUUGCAAUGCCUUGGCCCCACCCCCAGCACAGGUCGCUAUGGUGAUCAGGUUCUGUCUGACCAGCUACUCAGUGGCCCCGCCCAUCCAGCUGGAACCAGUGAUGGUGCUGAGGAAGGGAGGUCGAUGCAGGAGAGUGAAUCAGAUGAUGAUCCUGCAUCCAGGAGUAUAUACGAAGGUCUUGGAGAGGAAGCACAGGACUGGAGCUGUUUAGAGACUCUCAUCAGUGAGAGCCGUAUGGAGCUGUUGGACUUAUGCUCCCGCAGUGAACUUGCAGUCAAUCUGUUCUGUGAGGAAGAUGUGGAGAAUUACAUGUUUCAGGAGGAGGAGGCAGCACUCAGUACUGAUGUCUGCUCACUUAAGAUACGCUAUGAGUCCUAUCAGGACGGAGUGCAGGAGAGGAGUGAGUCUGCCCUGCAGGAUGAAUCUCAGCUAGGUUUCUUUCCCAGCUUACCUUGUAGUAAAAAGGAGCUAAAAGAGAAACCAAACCAAUCAUCUGAGAUUAAGGCCGAUGAUCAUGUGACCCCCAAUAUUAGCCCAGACAGUAACAUUUUUUUUGAUCUCAGUAACUCACCAGAAGAUUCUGGUGAAUUUAGUGAUGAUAGCUCUUGCACGGGCUCCCCUGACCAUGGACUCUCCCUGCGUAAUGGCCGUCUGUCCAGAGAAAACUCGAGCUCGUCCAGCCAACUAAGCUACCGCCUCCGAGCUAAGAGGAAGGUGGCCUAUCGAGAAGACUACCUGUAUGAUGUAGACUCUAUAGAAAGUGAAAGAAAUGCAGAGAAACGUGAUAAACAGCCCACUGGCCUUAAGAAGGAGCGUGAUGAUGACUGGUGUCCAAAGAAGAAGCGGCGAUCUAAUCGGAGGGAGCCUCCUGUCAUUAUAAAAUACAUCAUCAUCAACCGUUUUAAAGGCCAGAGGCACAUGAGAGUAAAGCUGGGACGGGUUGACCCAUCACCUGCUGCGGUCUGUUUGAGUCCAAAUGCACUGCUGCACUAUGAAAGACUCGCACCAUUAAAAGCCUACUGGCAGAAAAGAGAGAAGGAACAAGAAGAACAGAAUAGAUUGACAGCUACAGAAAGAACCAAACGUCUCAAUGGUUGCAAAAGACUAAGCAGUACGCUCAAACGAAAGCACAGGAUGGCCAGAGUCAGAAUCCAGCAGAUCCAUGCAGUAGAGAAUUCUCUCACCUGCCAAACUAUAGUUGUCUCCACCAACAAUCAGCCAGGGGAGACUGAAUCACUGAUAAGCACAGAGGAACCAAAAGAGGACAUGGCCUUCGUUAAACACACUGCCAGGGCAAAAAGCAGAACACAGGAGAGAGAGGAGAGAAGAAAGGCAGGCAAAACAGGGAAGAUAAAAAAAUUUAAAAGUGAAGCAAUGCUUAAGUUGAAAAUACUAGAGACUGAGCAAGAAGCUGAGACACAGGAAGACCCUGAAGCCUCUGAGACUGAGCAGUGCAUCACAUGUUUACCAGAAAAUCUUACUGACUCUUUAGAAAGUAAUGUUAUCUCAAACAAGACCUCCAGUAGUGUCCCUGAAAAAUGCACUUUGACCCCAACUGCUCAGGGGACUGCUGGAAAUGCAGAGCUCCUCCCAGGGGGAUACCUACAGACUCUUUUGGAAGCCUCUGAGUCAUCCAGCAGUGGCAACCUCCCAUAUUUCCAUUCGGAAAUGCAGAAUGCCAGAGUGCAGCCUGUUCAGAGCUGUGUCCUCUCUCCCCCAUCUGAAUCUGAGCUAAAUCACUCGCCUUCACCUGUGCACCACGGGCAACACCCCACACACUAUGCUGAGCCCAACCUUACUGAACCAAACCAAUCCAUUUCAUGGCCAUCUCAGCCAUCUUCUGAACAGCUGCCAUUCUCACCUGACAUCCCAACCCAGUCUCCUGUGAUGCCAUCAGGCUUCCCCACACCGUUGCCUGUGUUAGCAGGAGAUGGCACACCUGUGGCAGGAUAUGGUCAGGUGUCUCUGUCAGGGUGCAGGGUGUCAUAUGAGGAGUCCCAACCUGAAGGUGAUUAUGGAAUGAGUCCACCUGGGUCUCGGAGUGACAGUGGUGUGGGGCGACUAGUUAGCUUUAACUCCUUAGGGUCACUUUCUGCCACUUCUAGCAAUUACAGCUCACUCAGCCUGAGAGAAGGAGAGAGAGAGAGAGAAGAAGAGAUUGCUGAGAUAAAUGAUGGGUUUCUGCCACACUGCAGCCCGCGACUUAUCCUACAGCAAAGUCUUGAGGAGGUCGCUCCCCUUCGAGAGUCCACAGACCUCCUGGAUAUCUCCAACUUUACCCCUGAUAAAUUCCGCCAUUCAUCACUAUCUGAGAUGUCCCCACCAGACACGCCUAACUCUUCUCCUCAGCUUCUGGGGAACUGUGCGAAACUUGGUGAGUUCUCAGAGUCAGGAGAUGCAAACGUACAGUGGAAUUGUGGAGUUGUCCCGCAGCUUGAUCAAGAUGGCGCAGGAAACACGCACCUCCUUCAGAUACACUCUUUUAACACAGAGGAGGAAGAAGUGGGGCUUAGAGAUCACAAAAACUCGACAAAAAAGGGUGGAAAAAAUGGACAAGGUGCUAAAAAGACCAAAACUUCUAAAAUUGCGAAAGGAGAUAAAGUGAAGCUCCCACGUCAGGGCUCUCGGUCUGUACGAAAGAUUAAAGCCUUGCUCGAAGGAAAAGCGGCCAAAAGUGGGGGAGGGUCAGGGAGUGGUGCUUCAUCACCCACCCCAUCACUUGGGAUGACUGGAGCUCAAGGGGAGUGGCCUAACACUGGAGGACUGUCAAAUGAUGACCAACGAGAGUUUCAGGAACCUUCAAACAUCCUGUCCAAUAUAGUGUCCGGCAUGGCUGAAGUACAGCGCUUUAUGAGGGCCUCCGUGGAACCUCUUUGGGGGCCCUGCCUAUCACCAGGUCAGCAUGCCCUCCAGAGCCAGACACUGAAGAUUCUGGGUAGUGCCGCUGACCUUAAAAAGCGUGGUGGUGCCUCAGGGGGAGGUAAAGGAAAGAAAGGAGCUGGUCGUGGUGCUAAAACACUGCCUAAACUUCUCCCACCAGGCUUCUUUCCUCCCCUUGGAUUGGACUGCCUCCCACUUCCACACCGCCCAGCCCACAAAAAAAUGUAUCGUCAUAAAAGCAGCGCUAAGUUUGCCCGUGAGGAACUCUUAGCAGGCAAAAGGGACAUAAAAGGAGUAGCACUGACCGCUUUGGUAGAGAAACGGAGCUAUAACACUCUAUGUGUUAAAUCAGUGUCACAACACCAAGCCCAGCGUCCUGCUCUGUCUCUCAGAAAAUGGUUGCCUUCUGUUCAGGGGUCAAAAGUCAUGUGUAGUAUAUUUUGAUAAGAAAUAUUUUCCCCUUGUUAUUGUGCCAAACUGUCAGAACUUUGGGCUUUGACGUAUUGAAAGAAAAGAAUUCUUGAGCAAGAUGCUCUUGUUUUCUGAAACUUGCCAGUCUUAAAUGAGAUUUUUUCCUCAUCGUUCUUUGUUUUUAAGUUGUGAAUGGGGGUUCAUUCAUCUGUGAUCCAGUGAAUAUCCUCCUGCCAGUAUCAGAAUGCUGUUGUACACAAACAUAUGCACUAUUUACAAAACAAGAUUAUAUCAGACAUGUUUAAAUUAAUGUGCCAAACUAUGAACAUUUAAGUGUACAGACAUUUUUAUCUACGUAAAUAUUUGCUGUUUUAUAACGUGGCAGUGAUCGGGGACCGUGUGUGUGCCUGGGAUGGGGUGGGGGGUUGUUAAUCUGAGAUUUAAUUUUGUUGCAUCACAUUUGUAUAAACAGCCAGCAGUGAGGAGUCAUCUUAAAAGUCAAAAGAAAAAGUUGUUUAAUUUCUGUAUUUUACGCUCCUGACUAGGCAUUAGAGGCAUGACGUGAGAGAUGCAUGAUGAGAAAUAAUGGCAGAGGAAAGUUUGUUCGAUUUUCCGUCUUGGAUGGUAAAAGAUUGCUGUAUGUGUAUAAGAAAGUAACAAAGGAGUCAUUCCCGCAUAUUUAAUGCAUUCUAACGUUUACAUCCCAAAACUUCUAGUUUAGCUCUUUGUAGAUCUCCCGUGUACUUCUGCUAUCAUGAAGUUUACUCCAUUAAAACCAGUUAAGAACAGGACCAAAUAUUUUUUCUGUUCAUUAUUUGUAAUUUGUUGCUAGUGAUGUGCAUGCAUUUAAACAUGAUAUGAAUUUGUACUGUGAAUGCUGAUCCCCGAAUUUAUUUCUACUUUCAUUUCUGAUUUCAUAGUUUUUCUCUUGUUAAAAUGUUAUUUGUUGUGUAUAAAAGAGGGAAAGAUGACAACCCCCAUAUUCCGUUUACUUCAUUAUUGCAGAAUCUAGUCCCAAAGUUCCUUUUUUUUUAUAUUAUGCCAGAAGAAAGAACGUUUCUUUUGCUCUUUUGGUGACUGACAGAAACACUUUUGAGUUCUUUGACAUCACAUGUUAUUGAAACUUGAAGGUUUCACCAAGCUUAGCUGGUGCAAAUACUUUACACAUUGCUGUUAAUUAAUUUGCAUUACAUUACUGUGAAAAACAUUUCUAUGAAAAUGUUGGGGGAAACAGGUGCAGAUGAGAAGUGACACUCCGCAGCUGGUGGUGUGAUUCAGAAAGUCUUAAUUUUAAGGGGAACUAAUUACAGUUUCCCAGCCAAAUCAGCCUCACCAAGAAAAAUAAUGUAAAAAUCAUUUAUAUAAUCAAUUUAAUAUCAUCCAAGUGAUUUUUCUCCCUAUGCUGAGCGAAUGAAGAUGUAAAACAGUUGGUUCAGGUCCGUUGGCUCAGGGAACCCAACUGCAUUUACAUCUGUCAUUCCCACAGCUGCCCAUCUUUACAGUAAGCUCUCAGUGCUGCCCCCUGCUGUACUGUUAUUAAAUGGCACUGCUGUUGUUGAACCUGCCGUAAGGGUCUAUUAAAAUCUGCAGGGCAUCUGUGAUGUCAGUGCAGUAAGUUGUUGUUCACAUUUUGAGAGCAGAGCUAAAUGAAGGUGUUUAUAUUCAAAAAGUUAUUUCCCUGUAAGUGCAUAAUGUAAAAUUAAAACAGGCAUAUCAAAAACUUAAUUGUGCCCUAUUUAUGAAUGUAUUAUAUUGUCGAGUUGGAAGUAUUUUUUUCAUGAUUUAUUUGACACACUACAUUACUUGUAACUCCUUUUGCCUUUUUCUCAUCAUCAAGGAAAAAAUAAACUGUUUCUACUACCUGGUCAGUCUUCGCCAGGUGGAUUCUCGAUGACUCUUGAUGUAAGAAAAAAUGAUGACCUGUAUAUUUUUCAUUGUGCCAAUUUGUAACAUAUUUUCUAAGUGUAUAUUUUUCUUAGAAAGUGAUGUGAGGUCGUUCUUACUGUGGCUUCUGUUUUUCCCUUUUCAGCAAGUGAAAAGGUUGCUAAUUGCCAUGAUGUUUUCUUUCUUUUUCUUUCUCUCUCUCUCUUAUUUGUUUUUUGUUUGUUUGUUCGUUUGUUUUAAACCAAAAAUUUUAAAAAUUCUAAAAAAAAAAAUGAAAUACAUAAAAAAACUAUUGUAAAGGAGAGAGAAAGAGAGCAAGCUGUGACUUUGUUGAGAGUUUUUUUGUAAUUGGACCAAUCUUGUUGUAAGAGUGUCGUGCUCUAGUACAAAUAUAUAUUAAUUUAAAGAAAAAAGAAACAAUGAAAACAGACAGUGGAACAAUUACACUAAUUUGUGAUCUCAUUGCUGUUUUAUAGAUUUUCAUGUAAAUUAUUCUAGUAUUUUGUUUUUGUUGUAUCUGUCACAAAAGUUGAAAUAUUUGUGAUCAAGCCUGUAUGGUGACAAAUGUAAUAUUGGUAACUUGCUGAGUUUUGUAAUCAUGUUUAUGGAAUAAAUAUUAAUUAAAAGAGCUUUUGAUCACUUGUUUCAGUA
Molecule: messenger RNA, 6824 nt
Organism: Misgurnus anguillicaudatus (oriental weatherfish)
Lineage: Eukaryota; Metazoa; Chordata; Actinopteri; Cypriniformes; Cobitidae
Gene: nexmifa
Product: neurite extension and migration factor a
Biological process (GO): negative regulation of cell adhesion mediated by integrin; negative regulation of cell-cell adhesion mediated by cadherin; negative regulation of cell-matrix adhesion
Cellular component (GO): nucleus
Source: RefSeq, a predicted model, not a curated record